Messenger RNA from Bombyx mori (domestic silkworm), 10585 nucleotides. It is a transcript of the gene unc79, whose product is annotated as protein unc-79 homolog. The transcript has 57 exons. Gene Ontology annotation, molecular function: protein binding. Bases 164 to 7642 code for a protein of 2492 amino acids. NCBI's taxonomy places the organism in Eukaryota, Metazoa, Arthropoda, Insecta, Lepidoptera, Bombycidae. The record is from RefSeq and is a predicted model, not a curated record.
GUUCAAGGCUUUAUUGAUUCACCGUUUUCAUGAUAUCGGUUUGUGUAUUCCGGCAAUCCAAUGCAGGGAAGUUUCAAGAUACAACUCAUAAACAUGGGAACGCGGGCGGCGGCUUAGCUCAUCGGGGAUCAUUGAGUAGUGAGAAAGCUUUUUGUGUGUCCUAAUGCUGAGCGCACAGACUGACAAUAUGCAGUCAGCUUCGGAGGCACUGGGUCAGAAAGUCACAGCGAAGAUCCGCAGCUUGUACGACUGCCAGUUGCGGCUGAUGCAUAACAUCCAGCCACUGCCCUCUGGCGUGGACAUCGCUAACACCGUCAAGUAUUUUUCCCAAACGUUACUAAGUGUACUGAAGGAUGUAACACGCUCUCCGCUGGAGUUGAUCAGGGAUCCAGCCAACGACGCAGAGCGAAUGUCUCUGUACCCUAAUUUGGACUACAAGGGGCUGUUUAACGCUAUAUCGCAACUUGUGGAUUCCGCGCCUCACUUACAAUAUGGGAUUCAAGCUUUCGGCCAGGCAGUUCUUCAAUGUUUGGGCUGCUUACUCCCAUUCCUGGAAUACGACAUGAUAGACAACCUACCGUACCUAGUGGCGUACUGCGUUGCAGUAUUCCCGGUAGCGCUGCACCAGGAGAUCCUGAAUCUCCUGUGCUAUUACAUACUUCCAUUUACUAUUACUCGCCGUUAUUCGGGCCAAGAAGAUGAAAGUCAAGCUUCACAAUCUGUCGCUGCCAUUGUCAUGAUGGUGUUCCAGCACUCCAGUAAUCCAGCCCACCACUGCCAGCUGCUGGAGUGCCUGAUGUCGAUGAAGCAGACCGUCGUUAAAGACAUCCUGUGCGUGAUCGCUUACGGCACGUGGGGAGCGAGGCUGUCUGCAGCGAAGCUACUUUUCUACUACUGGCCCCCUUUCGACGCCAAGCUCUUCGACAGGAAGGGACUGCUCUGCAAGUUUUCUAAUGACUUGGUGCCUUUCCUCUGUCAGCGCGAUAUGUGCCCCAACGCGGGCACGGCGGAGGCUGCUAAGGUCUGCUACGACCACUGCAUCAGCGUCACCUUCGCAUCAGACAGUCCGCCGCCCCUGUACUUGUGCAUUGAGUGCGCUAAUGAGAUACACAGGGAACAUCCAAACCAGCGCUUCUUCGAUAUCCUGCACCCUCAACAACAAGUAUCCAUGGUUUGCGAGAACAAGAACUGCCGCUCCGCAGAUAAAGCGGCCUAUUCAAUUUGUUUCUCCAACGAAUGUGCAAGUUAUAAUGGGAAUCAUCCUAUCAGAUACUGCGGACAAUGUCACGGCAACCGUCACAACAGUCGGCGCGGCUCCGAUCACGUGCUGCACACGCGACUGCCUUGCGCCUGGUACAUGGACGCGGACAUGCAGACCAACCUUGUCGAAGCUGUUAUCAGUUUAUUGAAAGAAGCAAAACCAAUAAAUAUGGAAGAUCCAGACAGCGCUUCAGAACAAGCCAAGCCCCCGGUUUCUGUCGAUCUACCGGACCCGAUAUCAGUGGAGGACAGGCAACUCCUCGGCAGGUAUGGUGUGUGGUUGAUGGUCGGUUUGUGUACACCGAACCCUGACACGCCCGAGGAGAUCCUUGGACGCCUGCUGUCAGUACUCUUCCAUUGGUUUCACGUCACGUCAUUCUCUUAUACUGGCGAAACUGCAACGAUUGUAGAGAAGCUGAAGCUAGAGCACGUCUGCGGCUGGGUGCGCGCGCUGUGUGAGCAGCAGCGCGGGGUGCUGGUGGCGUGUCUGUUGCCGCACCCUCCUCACUACAUGCGCCAGGCAGGCCACUGGGACAACCUCGCCUCUAAGACUCACCACCUGAAAGACGGACUCAACAGGUUGUACUGUUUAAUUCCUUACGGCAUCAUCACACAAUCGAUCUGGGACUACAUCAUGCCUGCAUGGAUGGAUGCUAUUUGCACGGAAAUGCCAGAGAAGGAGUUGAGUGAGCUGAAAGUACCGCUGGGUAAGAUCUUGGAACCCGAAGGUGCUUUAGGCGGGGUGGACGAGAAGGGUCUGUACAAGUUUGCCGCCAUCAAGGUCACGCAGAGUCCCACACCAGAAACAGUUUUGCCCGUAUUGGAGUGGUUCCAGACUAUAUCUCAAUUAGAAGUCAAGAUACCGUUGAGUCAACUGUUUGAUCUUUUCAAUCACUGCGUCGUGAAUCUUCCCGAGAAGAUAGUUAGCCCACCUCGUUCUGAUGGCACAAAAUCUAAAGAUUCGAAGGACUCUCCAAAUGCUACCGACAAGGAGAAAAAGGACAAAGAUGAUCAGAUGAAACCUCAGAACCUAACUUGUUGUAUCCUCAUGUUGGACAUAUUAAAGAAACAGAUGGAGUUGCAGCAAAGACGUAUAAACAUCCAAACCGUGAGCAGUGACGCUACCAAGCUACUGCGACUGAUGCUGAAGUCUAAUCAAGCUAACACCAUCGGACACGCCGGUUGUUCCGCGGAGGGCGCGUGCUCGUAUUGCGAGGCGGCUGCACUGUGGCAUCAACUAUGCGUCUCCAUCGUCACAGCUCUCGGACCCACUCGACCAAGACAUGCCAGACAUGAGGCAUCGUCAGAGGAGAUAUGGACAGAUCAGUCGAGCAGGAAGAACCAGUCUGAAGAGGAUUGCAGUAAGUCACCGUUGAGUGACGUGUUGGUUCCCGCGCCCCCCGCCCCGCCUGCGCCCCCCGUGGGCGGGGUGUUGGUGCACGUGCCGCAUUUUGUCCAUUUCAUGCAACUGUCGCUAUUAAAUGACGUCGGUCCGGACUCGACGCUCGCUAAGUCCACGACCGAUACACAAAUAAUGACAGCAACGGUGGAGACGAUAACGGAACAACUUGACAUGGCGGUGUCUCUGCCAGAAGCACCGCCAAUGGCGACAGCCCACACUGUCACCUUAACUGACACGGAUGUUGCCACUGCUACUGCUGAUGUCUCUACCCCAAACCUGCUUGGAGAUCAUGAAAUGAUGGCAGGGUCCGUAGAAGAGGAAAUGGUUAACUUCUGGCCAACGUCCGCCGGGAAGUUUCAUUUCUGUAUAGAGGAUCUGCCGCAGGAGUUGCAGUACAUUCAUCAAUUGCUUCAAGAACUAAAGAGCACAUCUAGACCGGACGUGCUGUAUCAUCUUCUUCAAUGUCUCCAAGUACUGGUGCUGAACACAGACGCUCUCGCAGACCACAGGGGCUUCCUUAUUUGGUGUCAGGAGAACUUGCUAAUUGACAAUUUGUGGAGCGUGUGCCUAGCUGCCCAGUCGCAUAUUUGCUCGGUGUCUGUGCCGGUGCUUCUGCACUGCGUGACGCUGGCGGGCGGCGCCGACGUGCUGUGCCGUCUGCUGCGAGACAACUUCCACCAUCAGGACUACCGCGUCCGCUUCACGGCUGUGGAGCGAGUUCAAGUCCUCAUAAGGUUCAUGGAUGGGUCCCCGAUUAACACGAGUCUGGCGUUGCAAACGGCCAUGGCGACAGCGUUCUGCUAUCUCAUCUCCAGUAUGGACGAUAUCAACGUGUACGUAGCGCAGAGAGCCACUCUGUACAUCGGGACCAUACACGAUAAUGCCAUUGAGCUCCUCCUUUACUGUCUGGAGACGCAGUUCGAUCUUGUAAUUGUGGACCGUCCAAUGAUACUUCAGUCGAUAUACCAACUCCACAACACGCUAAGUGACCGUCGCAUAUUGACCUGGGAUUUCUUCCUCAAUCGCUUCGAAGCGCUGCUCAUAGAAGCGCAUAUCAACUCUAAUAAAUCUAUCGACUUGAAUGCUUUACGAGAGGUGGUGAGUAGUGAAGCCAGUCCGGAGCGGGUCGCGCAGAAGGCUCGGCGCGCGCAGCAGGCGCUGGGUGGGGGAGCCCUGCACGCCCUCAGCGCGUCGCUCGGACCCAAGUGCCCUUACAAACGGACGGCCUCCGCACCGGCCGCCGUGCUGCACGCGCAUAGGCACGAUCGCGAGAAGGUGUAUCCGCGGCAGUAUUCAGCCCCACUGCUGAAGAGGAAGACUUCGAGGUUCGGACUGGGACAGCUGCUGUCAGCUCCACAACCGAUGGGCACUAACCAGAGAACCGGUAAUUCGCAUGAAGAAGCACUACCAACGGUUUCAAACAAAGCGAUCGAUCUUGAGGAGGCGGACAGAGAGACCACAAAUUUGUUAGCCUUUUUGCUCAUGCAGUUCUUGUCUAGGUCAGACCAAGCACAUCCAACUGAAGAUAAAUACGUAUCGAAACGACAGGAGCAAGUACUAAAACAUCUCUUCAUGUUACUCGGGUAUAAUACCGUCGAUAAAUUCUUUCACAUCACUGCUUACAGUCUGAGACAAUCGUCGAUCUUCAACGCUUUCAUGGCGAACCUUCCUCAGGUGUUAGACCAGAAUCAUGUAAUGGGGGCCACCAUACUCGAGUACACUUUACUCGUUUUGCAAUACAGUGUGGGGGGAGCGAGCGGUAGCGGUACUGCGGUGCUGACGUCGCUCGAGCCCCAUGUGCGCAGACAUUGGCUCAUGGCACUCCUUGUAGUGCUCUACAAGUAUCACUACGACAGCGGCGCGCUUUGCAGCCAGGUUCAACUGCUUGUUCGCAUAGUUCUCAACACGCUAGAAGCACAAUAUCAUCAAUGCAAACGCAUACCUCCAAUGAUUGUUAUGCCGCAAGCCGCUAGGGCUAGAGAUGUGAGUCAGCCGUCGUUGAAGACAGAGCACUCCCCUCCUCCAAUGUCAGGGGCGGGGGGGGAGGCCGCUCGGUCGCACAAGUCACCCGCACACAUGCACACUCAUUGGGAGGAACCCGCCCCUCCACCCAAAUACCAACAAUGGAGUUUGGAGCAGGAAUCAUCUGAGAGCGAACUGAUCGCAAUACCGGAAACGAGUGACAAAUCUGACACAACAGUGCACGGGAGCACGGCACCGGGUUCUUUCGAUGAGCCAUCUCAUUAUGAAGAUCCCCCAAAGGUGGAGACCCCGAUCGCUAAUACAACUCAUCCGACUUUUAACAAAAUAACUGCAGUAACGUCAAGGUCUGCACACCAGCUGUCCACGAGCUCAUCAGUUUCCAUCGGAAGCGACUCCUCCAAUUUGAAAUCAACACCGAUGAGUGGUCAAUCGGUGGAGAUAUGGCCUGACCAGUUGCACGGACAACAGACUUCGCCCAGAGCCAAGAUCCUCGGAAAACAGAAGAGAAUCGUCGUGGGAAGUAGUACAUCUCCGGAGACGGGAGGGUCAUCUGGUGAGGGACAGUUCUCUCAGUGGCCCUCACAGCCGAGAGACCCACAAGUACAUCACAUAAAAAGUCCAGUACGGUGCUGUGCGUACACGUCGCCGGAGUCCCCGCUGUCCCGCAUGGAGCUGGCCUGGAGCCCCGCGCCGGCGCCUUCACACACGCACGCGCCUGCCCCCUUCCGCAUACCGCCCACCGAGAGGUUGCUGCCGAUCGGUCCUCAGCCGAACAAGGAACAAUAUCCGGUUUUCAACGCGCUAGUCGACAGAGUAAGGGAGGCGCUUAGCUUACCGACAGAUGAUUCAACAGACAAGACGGACUCUAGUAGAUCUGAACCGGAGCAGAUUCCUAAGCUGGUGCCGACCACAAGACCACAUGAGCUCAACAAGAAAAACUCCACUGAAAGAAUCGGCACGUCCCCCCGUCGAUUGGCCAGACAAGCCGCACAGCUUGGCUCCCCUCCCACAGCCACGACUGUAGGACAGGGGCAAGAAGCAGAGAGCGAGUGCGGCUCGUGGUGGGAGAGCAGCCCUCGGCGCGCCCCUCUACCGCACCAGCCGCCACUCUGCUACCGAUGUGCGGAAUGCGGUACGGCAGUGGAACAGUGCAGCGAUGAGGAGCUGGGCCUCUGCAUCAUCGUGAUCGCGACCUUCGUGCACCGAGAACCUGCUGCAGCAGCGCCCAUGCUUCCCGCCUUCUUACACGCCGUAGCCAGGGCGGGACAGUUGGGCGGUUACUCGUGGCAGACGGAGUGGGGGGGAUGCGGACGGCUGGCGGGCAGCGCGGUAUCCGUGGCGCAUCAAUUCCUCCGUUGUGUGCUGCACCAGCUCGCACCAAACAACGUCUUCCUCCAGCUCUAUCUACAGAGGACCCCAGAGAAGCAACGCAUGGUGCUCUUCAAGAGCAUAGCGCAGGCCUUCGUUGACUUCAACGAGUUGUACCCGUGCGGGCCGCUACAGCUGGUGCUUGAACAUCUCAACUCCAAGAAAACUUUACCAGUUGAUCAAAUGUGUACGCUGGCGGGCAACAUGGCGAUGUAUCUGGAGUGCCUGGCCCCCGAGGCGCUGGGCCCGGCGGCCGCGUGCGCCGCACUGCUGCAGCAGAUGGAGGUGUUGCUGCGUGGCGUGCUGCUAGUGCUGCCACAGCUGGAUGAUGUACUGCCUCUGCUGCGGGCCGCCACGGCCGCGCUCAGGGUGCCUAACGCUCACCAACACAAGAGUAUACUAGAGCCGAUCUCGAAGAUCCUGAGCUACGGCAUCCAGAAUUUCGUGAUGAAGCUGUCCGUGAUAUCCGAGCUGAGCAUGGUCUGCAUGCGGGUGUUCAGCCGCGACCGGGACCGCCUGCUGGUCUGCCGGGUGCUGGUCUACGAGCUGGUGCAGGCGCUGCGGACCAAGACCACGGUGCCUGACGACAACCUCUUCAUACUUAUACAGUUUGUUCUACAAGGUCACGGCUGCAGUCUGUUGCUACCCCCGCAGUUGAGCGCGAACUGCGGCGGUGCGGCCGGGGGUGUCGGGGAGGCUCGCGACCUCGGCGGGGGGGCGGUGGAGUGCAUGCGGCCACACCUACCCGACAUGAUCGAGCUCCUGCAGGACCCGCACCUCCUCAACAAGAUCAAGGGCUCCGUGUCGAAGUCGAUCGUGAACCGGAACGUGAUCUGCCUGAACGAGGAUACGCUGGGCAGCAUCGUGAAGGGCGGCAUCGCUCAGUACGCGGCCGCCGAGCUGGCGCUGGAGCACGCGCGCCGCCAGCCGCCCCCCCCGCGACACCUCACGCCCUGGCUCUCCGCCGCCCCCCCGGGUUCCCGCGACGUGUGCGAGUGUGUGUCCCGGGUGAGGCUGGUGUCGUGGCUGCUCGCCGGCGCGCUAAGCAACAGUCGGUCGCAGCCACUGCAGGUCACCAUACCGUGCGACGCCACCUGCCAUCUCACUGACCACAUCCAGACUAUUCUGUCCUGGUACGCGGAGUCGUCCCGCGUAGAGCCGCGUGAGUCCCGUGCGGAGUCUCGCGGCGGGCCCCGGUUGAGCGCGCUGUGUCAGGCGCUGUGUCUGUGCCAGCUGUGGACGCUCUAUCUGGAGCAGCUGGGAGCUGCCGAUGCGCUGCUCGACUUCUGGUGUAAACUUCUGCCGGCAUUGUUGCACCUCGCUCAUUCCUCGAAGCUGUUGGCAGAAGCGGUGAAUCUACAUUUCCUGGGGCUUCUCGAAUCUCUAUUAGAAUGUAAUUCGACGGUCCUCACCAAGCUGCUGCCGCUGUGGACUCCUGUGCUUCACUCGCCGCUCUUCAAUAUGUCCCGGCACGUGGCUCAGCGCGUGGAGGCGUGCCGCGAGUCUGUGGGCGCGGGGGGAGCGCGGGGACUGGGGGGAGGGGACGCUCGACAACAACGCAGCCUCCAUCGACUCCUGGCUAAAAUGGCACAACUAGAACUGCAACCGCAUUCCUUUUAUUUCAUUUAAAUAAAUAAUCAUUACGUUAAACUUCAUUAGUAUGUUAAACAUAAUACAUAAUGACGCUUGAAAGGCAAACGUGACUAAGCGACAAUGCGUGAACUUUACAGUAGAUUAAUUUAAAGUUGAAACACCUGAAAAAAAAAACUAUUUUAACGAAUCUAGCUGUAGGAUUGAAAUUAGUUUAAUAGAACUAGAAAUAUAUUUUUUUUGCGCAUCGAAUAUGGUUAUUGCCUAUCAUUUAUGUAUAAAGCAGUUAUUGUCGCUUAGUCACGUUUGCCUUUCAGGCGUCGACAUGUAAUUCUAGCAUUAUACUGGGUGUUAGGAGACCGCUUCUGAAAACGAAUUUUCAGUAGUAGUACUAACUAACUAACUAACUGGGACGGAAAAAAUCGAUCCAGCAUCGAUAGCAUUAUUUACUCUCCAUCAUGUUAGUACAGCUGAAUGAAACGAUAAUUUUAUAAAAAAUACAUUCCAUCCGGCUAUGGAAUGAGCUCCCCUCCACGGUGUUUCCCGAGCGCUAUGACAUGUCCUUCUUCAAACGAGGCUUGUGGAGAGUAUUAAGCGGUAGGCAGCGGCUUGGCUCUGCCCCUGGCAUUGCUGAAGUCCAUGGGCGACGGUAACCACUCACCAUCAGGUGGGCCGUAUGCUCGUCUGUCUACAAGGGCAAUAAAAAAAAAAAAAAAAAAAAAAAAAUACUAGACUUAAAAAUAAAACCAGCAAUGAAACACAAAGUCAAGAACAGCUAAUCCUCGGAUCAACGAACGCCCGGGCGGGGCGUUUUUUUACACGCACAUCGACGCGGCGCCGCGCUGGUACCGCGCUCUCCAAAAUUUACAAUUUUGUGGGUACAAAAUUUUCGUUUUACGAAAUCGGUCUUCUAACACUUAGUAUAGUGCUACUAAUAGAAACUAUUCCCAAAACAAAGACAGCGUUGGUCAUUAAGAAAAUUCACAUACGAAAAACAUAUUUUACGAGUGCGUUUUUUUAUUGCAAGCAAUGUAUUGUAUUUAAAGGUCAACAGACGCGCGAGUUCUAUAGUCUUAUAGAAGCAGGGACUGAUUCUGUUAGCUGUUUUUGAGUUACAUUACUGAUUCAUGGAAUAUGAAGUAACUAGUGCGAUUUGUCUUGGUUUACGUUACAGAACUUUGGUUUGGAGAAUGCCUUUAUAGCACCUUGUCGGUAGGUCUAUCUACAUCAUUUUAAAUAUCAGUUUUUUUUAUUUCUGUUUGAACACUACUAUAGUUAAUAUUGAUUUUUUUUAAAUAGAAUAAAAUGUGCAACUGUUUUUAAUCUUAUAAUUCUUGUAAAUUAAGAUUAAAAAAAUGUAUAAUACAAUUUUUAUUGUCGCCAUUACCUUACGGUUUGAUUGGUAUUAAACUUUUACGUUUUCAUCGCCACGAAGAUAUUUUCUCUACACAUACGAGCAUGCCUAGAUAUAUACAGACGCACAAUAAACAAUCCUUUUGUUUUGACAAUUUAGACACCAUAAGUUUGUUUGUUAAGACGAUGUCUUUUACUGGUUAGACGUCGUCGUGGCCUAAAGGAUAAGACGUCCGGUGCAUUCGUAUCGAGCGAUGCACCGGUGUUCGAAUCCCGCAGGCGGGUACCAAUUUUUCUAAUGAAAUACGUACUCAACAAAUGUUCACGAUUGACUUCCACGGUGAAGGAAUAACAUCGUGUAAUAAAAACCAAACCCGCAAAAUUAUAAUUUGCGUAAUCACUGGUGGUAGGACCUCUUGUGAGUCCGCACGGGUAGGUACCACUACCCCGCCUAUUUCCGCCGUGAAGCAGUAAUGCGUUUCGGUUCGAAGGGUGGCGGUAGCCGUUGUAGCUAUACUGAGACCUUAGAACUUAUAUCUCGAGGUGGGUGGCGCUUUUACGUUGUAGAUGUCUAUGGGCUCCAGUAACCACUUAACAACAGGUGGGCUGUGAGCUCGUCCAUACAUCUAAGCAAUAAAAAAUAAAAAGACGAACGAGCUACCGGCUCACUUGGUGUGUACCUUGAAAUGUGAGUUCUAAGUCUCAGUUUUUACAGUACAACAGCUGUCCCACUCUUCAAAUCGAAACGCAUUGCUGCUUCACGGCAGAUUUAGGCAGAGUGGUGGUACCUACCCGCGCGGACUCACAAGAAGCCUUGCCACCACUAUGCUAUUUAUAACUUCGUGUUUACGUUAUAUUUUCUUCGGUUUUCACGAACCGUAGACAUAACCAAAAGUACUUUUAUGGAUUAGUCUUCUUUUUUAAUAGCUUUUGUGAUCAUGGUCAGUUGCCUGUGACCACUGAAACUACAAGAGUGUUAAAUUAUGUGUUUAAUUUAUUUAUUUGUUGCUGAUAACUCUGUUUCUAUAAACUGACGAAGCGUGUUGCGGAUAAUAAUAUGUACUUUUAGGUUAUUAAACUACCUUGCAUUUUGAUUUAUAUAAAUAAAAUAAAGAUUUUUUUUGUAAAUAAAAUAAAAAAAAUAUUUAUUUAGUUACAUUCUUGAUAGUAAGUACAUAAACUAAUUAUUUCUAGAGUUCCGAUACUACGAGCAAUCGUGUAAGCAUUUACAAAACAAUUCAUUUUCAUUAGAGCUUGUAAUUAUUGAUCACGUAGUUUCUAGUCAUGGAUAUCAGACUAUAUGGUUCUAAUGCCGACACAACAAUAGUACGGUAUUUUUUCUGUUUACGCGACUGGUAGAUAUGUGUACCUACAACAAUAGUUUUAUGUCAAUGUGAGAUUACAUUUUAACGUGUAAGAAUAGUUAAACCAUAAUUAUUUUUUAAUUUGAAAAUUGGAAACACAUUAGUAAGAGAUACGACAUGUUUUGUUGACACAGCUUGUGUAAAAAGGGCCACAACAGUAGUGUAAUUAAUAGCAGAUAUAGUCGUAGUUACUGUAAAUGUAUGAAGCCAAAUAAUUGUGCCAAACAUUGCUAGAUUGUGACGUAAUAAACGAAUUGUCAAUGUA